AUGCUGGCGUUUUUCUUCAGCAAGGUGCCUUUUGGCACCCACCUGGCCAUCAAUUUCGCCGUGAGAAUCGCCCUGAUCGUCUACGGAGACUUCAUGGAUCGCGUCUCGCACGUGCCCUACACGGACAUCGACUACAAGGUGAUUACAGAUGCUGCUGCCCAUGUUCUCAAUGGCGACAGCCCUUAUCGCCGGGAAACCUUCCGCUACUCACCUUUGCUGGCAUUCUUGGUGCUUCCAAAUCAUUUUGUGCACCGGAAUUUCGGCAAAUUUCUCUUCGUCCUCUUCGAUUUGGCCGUUGGAGUGCUCAUUCGGCGCAUCGUUGACGAUGAGUAUCGCAUAAUCUACCAGAGAAACGCCCAAGUGAUGAUGGAAUCACUGCCAGGGAGGAGGAGAGGAGCGCACAAGCGCAUGGAAGAGGCUGUGGAGGUGACUUUGCGGAAGAAGAAGGCUUUGGUGGGUCAAUUGAGCGCCUACAUGUGGCUCUACAAUCCCUUAACUAUGGUGAUUGCGACGAGAGGUAAUGGAGACGCUAUUGCUAGUCUCCUCGUGCUCCUGACUCUGCACUUUAUCCAGAAACCCAAGAUUUCUGGCUGGAAUUGCUUCGUGGCUGGCAUUUUUCAUGGCAUAGCGAUACACUUUCGACUCUAUCCUCUUGGAUUUAGUCUUGCAUACUACUUGAGUGUGUCCGGGAAGAGUUUCCGAACAGCUGAAGAGUACUUCAAUGGAAUGUGGCCGAAUAGGAGACAGCUGGCACUGGUUGGAGGAACUCUGGGCACUCUGAUGGCUCUCACAGUGUCGUUCUAUGUGAUGUACGGUCAGGAGUUCCUUCAUGAGACGUACAUUUAUCAUCUGAUAAGGACAGAUGUGCGGCACAACUUCUCAGUGCUGUUUUACAUGCAGUACUUGAGAUCUGUGGUGCCGGGAAGUGGACUGGAGAAGGUCUUCACCGCCAUACCGGUCAUCUUGGUGCUUCUGGCCAUUACUGUGGUGUUCGGCAGGAGUCGCCAGACGCUCUCCUUCGGCCUCUUUGCCCUCGCCUUGACUAUGGUCACGUACAAUUCCGUCGUCACGUCGCAAUACUUCAUCUGGUACAUCGCUUUGCUGCCCAUUUCGGCCAAGAAUCUGACCAAGAUGGGCAAAUCCGCCGUGGCGUACGCUGUGCUGUGGUUCCUGGCGCAGGGAGCGUGGCUUCUGCCAGCGUAUCUGCUGGAAUUCCAAGGCUGGGACACAUUUGACUUCAUCUGGCUGCAGGGACUUGUAUUCUUCAGUGUAAAUGUUUUCAUACUCUCGCGCUUGAUUGCCGUUUAUGAGACACCCAGAGAUUUUACGGUGAAGCAAAAGUAGUGGAAAAAUGCGUAGAAUUGAAUAAAUGAUGGAUAAAAAAAGAUGGAAAAAAUCGAUCCUGCCAGGAG
Phlebotomus argentipes is the source of this 1412-nucleotide messenger RNA. It is a transcript of the gene PIG-M, whose product is annotated as GPI mannosyltransferase 1. Gene Ontology annotation, cellular component: glycosylphosphatidylinositol-mannosyltransferase I complex; membrane. The transcript is spliced from 2 exons. The coding region runs from base 1 to 1344 and encodes 447 amino acids. Gene Ontology annotation, biological process: GPI anchor biosynthetic process. Gene Ontology annotation, molecular function: alpha-1,4-mannosyltransferase activity; GPI mannosyltransferase activity. NCBI's taxonomy places the organism in Eukaryota, Metazoa, Arthropoda, Insecta, Diptera, Psychodidae. The record is from RefSeq and is a predicted model, not a curated record.